GCGUGUCCCCGCGUCCCCAGGAUGAGCAUGGCUGCCAGCCCCGAGCCCCUGCCCGAGCUCCCCGCCCCCGGGCCCCGCUGCCCCCCCCAGGAGGACCCCGAGUUCCUGCGGGCGCCGAGCAGGGCCAGGGACCUGCGCCAGGACUUCAACCUCAUGGAGCAGAAGAAGCGGGUGACAAUGAUCCUGCAGAGCCCGUCCUUCCGGGAGGAGCUGGAGAGCCUGAUCCAGGAGCAGAUGAAGAAGGGGAACAACUCAUCGCAUGUCUGGGCGCUGCGGCAGAUCGCUGACUUCAUGGCCACCACGUCCCCUGCUGCCCUGCCCACCUCCCCCAUGGGGCUGGCAUCAGUCACCCCUAUCAAUGACCUGCACGGGACAGAGGGUCCGGCACUGGCCAAGGGUGAGCGGCUGAUGCGCUGCAAGGUGGGCAGCAUUCACCGGCUGCUGGACCUGUAUGGCUGGGCACAGCUAGGACACGCCGCUGUCACCGAUGUUUUUGGCAUGUUUCUCGUUCCACUCUGUCCGCUGUGGCAGCUGCGGGUCAGCAAGGAGCAGGAACACUUCUUGGUGGCCCCGCAGGGGCUGGCAUGCAGCGAGGUGACAGCGGCCAGCCUGGUGAAAGUGAACGUGCUGGGGGCUGUAGUGGAGCAGGGCAGCACUGGCUUUGCACCCGAUGCCCGCAGCUUCAGCCUGCACGCCGCGAUCUACGCCGCCCGCCCCGAUAUCCGCUGCAUCGUGCGACUGCACACCCCCGCUGCUGCUGCUGUGUCGGCCAUGCGCUGUGGGCUCCUUCCCAUCUCCCGCGCUGCUCUUCUUCUGGGGGACAUCGCCUACUUCGACUUCCGCGGGGAGGUGGAGGACGAGGCCGAUCGUGUGGAGCUCCAGAAGUGCCUCGGGCCCACCUGCAAGGUCCUGGUGCUGCGGAACCACGGGGUGCUGGCACUGGGGGACACAGCUGAGGAGGCUUUUUACAGCAUCUUCCACCUGCAGGCGGCCUGCGAGGUCCAGGUGUCGGCACUGGCGAGCGCAGGUGGUGCAGAGAACCUGAUUGUGCUGGAGCGGGCACAGCACUGCGUGCCCCAUGGCCUGGGCGCUGUGCGCCGCACUGGCACCACCUUUGGGCCCCUGCACAAGAGCCGCCUGGGCGAGCACGAGUUUGAAGCCCUCAUGAGGAUGUUGGAUAACCUGGGAUACCGCACGGGGUACACGUACCGCUACCCCUUCGUGCAGGAGAAGAGCAAGCCCAAGAGCGACGUGCUGAUCCCUGCCACUGUGACAGCCUUUGUGUUCGAGGAGGAGCCUGCCGGGACCCCUGCCCUGCGCCAGCACACACAGAAGCAGCAGAAGGAGAAGACGAGGUGGCUCAACACCCCCAACACCUACACCAAGGUCAACCUGGCCGAGGAGCCACAGGGCAGUGCUGGUGGCCAGAGGACAAAGACCACGUGGCUGCGAGCAGAUGAGGUGGAGAAGGGCAGCAGUGGGACUCCCAUCCGCAUUGAGAACCCCAACCAGUUUGUGCCGCUCUACACAGACCCACAGGAGGUGCUGGAGAUGCGCAACAAGAUCCGGGAGCAAAACCGCCAGGAUGUGAAGUCGGCUGGGCCCCAGUCACAGCUGCUGGCCAGUGUCAUCGCCGAGACCAGCCGCAGCCCUUCCAGUGAGAGCCACCUUGGGGAUGCAGAGGCCAAGGAGGGCCAGGAAGAUGCUCCCCCGGAGCCAGAGCCCCCCAACCCCUUCAGCCAGCUCACAGACCAGGAGCUGGAGGAGUACAAGCAGGAGGUGGAGAGGAAGAAGCGCCUAGAGGGUGAGAAGGAUGCAGCAGCAGAGGAGACUGGGGCUCCCCCACCAGAACAACCCCCUCCAGAGCCCCCAGCGCCUGCAGAGCCCACAGAGGGUGAUAAGAAGGAUGAUGGCAGCCAAGCCCCCCCUGAUUCCACUGCCAAGAAGGAGCCACCAGUGGUGGUGAAUGGGAAGGAUGAAGAGCAAAGCACUGAGGAAGACCUUGGAAAAGGGGGAACAGACCGGACAACUACCAACGCUGACCAGGAUGCCCCCAAGGAGAAGGAGACAGUGACCAGCAGCCCUGUGUCCCCUGACGGUUCACCCUCCAAAUCACCCUCCAAAAAGAAGAAGAAAUUCCGGACCCCAUCUUUCCUGAAAAAAGGCAAAAAGAAGGAAAAGAUUGAAUCCUGAGUCUCCCAGGGGCUUGCACAUGGCCAUCCCAGGGAUCCUCAGGAUCUGAGACCAGGACCGUUGGGGUGGGAGCAGCUCCUGCCUCGUGCGUCUGGCCGAGGCGCAACCCAAAACCCUGGAACCCGGCUGUUUCUUGGGUCCUCCCAGCACAAGGCACCUCAUCCCCCUUGUCACCCGCCUCUGGAGGCAGUCACCAAGCUUAGAGAGACUGUGGUCCCCAUUUGGGGAAAUUCCUGCUGCAUCUCCCUCCUGCCUUUCCCUCCUGAGCUCUGGCCCCUUCCUACCAUGGGCCAAGAGUUGAAUUUUCUCCACCAUAGCCCAGAUCUGCUUGAUUUGAGGAAGAAAAGGGUGUUUUGUGGUUAUUUUCUUCACCUUUUGUUUCAAGCUCUGCUGGAAUGGCGCUGGCUUCAUCCCCAGGGAAAACUGUCCAUCGCUUCACCAGGAGAAUGGGAUUGAUCUGAAGAUGGGGGAUUGCUUUUCCUGAAGAAGCUGAGAUUUUUCCUUCCUAGAUUGUAAUCUUCCUCUCCUUGGGCAAAAGAAGCACUUCAUCCCCUUCUCCUGGUACUCCCACUCUGUGUUUUCCCCACCCAAGGAAGAGCAGCAGAUUUCCCACCACUGGAAAAGUCCUCAGCUCACUGCACGACCCACACCUGGGAAAAGAGGGAAAAACAACGUCCGGGAAUUGUCUGUGUUACUUAAAACUGAGCAAAACUCACUAAGUGCUACUUCGAGACGAACACACGCUGCCAAUUCCCACUGGCCUCCGCUCACAGCGACUCCAUCCACAUCGGAUCCCUGCUUUUCCCAUCUCUGGAUUUCCAGCACAAGUUCAGUCCUUCCUGGCGUUCCCUCCCAGCGUUACACCCUCCUAGCCAACCCCUUCCCGGGAAGAACCCCAGCCAUGCCAAUGUUCCCCACAGCCAUUCCAGCAUUGGGAUUUGGGGAUAAAUAAAUGGGAUCAGCCCCCCCUCCUCCCAAUUUCCUGAGGUGCUUUCCCUGAGCCUUCCUGUAUCCACGGAGGCCUGUCCAGAAGAUCUGGAGUGCCUCAGAACCCCCUGUUUGGGAUUCCCUCACCCCAGCAGGAUUUUCCCACAUACCAUCACUGUGGUUUCAAACCUUUUCACUGCUGUUGAGACAGCCUGUGGGGGUUGGAUCCCGUCUGGAAGAGCAGGAAGCCCAUGGACUGUGGGGUGCAGGCAGGGAUUGAGGUGCAGGAAACAGCAGAGAGACCCCAGACAGGGAUCUUGCCAGAGCCCCAUGGCCAACCUGAGCCUGGAUUUUGGGAAGAGCCUUUGUGUUGCCCAGUGUCCCCCCAUAGAUCUCCAUCCCAGUCCUGCAGGAUGGGGGGCACCAAGGGGACACUCUAGGCCCAUAACCCCCUCUGCUCCCCCAGCCCUGUCACUGUGGGGGCUGUUCCUCACUGCCACUGAUUUUAAGGCUCUUUGAGACUAUUUUUGUCCCUGUUCCCCUGGGUAAGCCAGGGCAGCAGAGCCUGCAGAAACAGAUGUGUCACCUUCCUGGGGUAGCAUUGUCAGACCUGGGGGGAAUUCCCGAAUGACAGCACUGCCACCCCCCCAGCCCAACACGAGAUUUUGUCCCCUUGUUGUCCCUGAAGGUCUGUCCCCAGGGCUUUUGUCAGCCCUUUUUCCAUGGGCCACUGGCUUUGCAGGGGACCCCGAGACUGACUUCUUCCCCUCCAUGAAAUUCCGGGCAGUUUCAGGUAGAAAAGGACAAAGGCUCCACUGCCACCAUCCUCACCAUGAUGAGGGUCCUGGCUGCGCAGCUGGAAGGAAACAGCCAAGAUCAAGGACCACCCUUCGGGUAAUUCCCCCACCCCACCUCCCUGCCUCCCCCCCCCUCAUCGCUCCAGCAAGGAGGCUCAGGGUGGGGGUCUCUUCAGGGGAAGGCAAGGAGGGGGCAAAUGCCUGAUCCGGGGCCUCCGCAUCCACAGCUCUUCUGUAAAAUAGAGGCUGAUCCUAUGUAGGUAACGGGGAAGGGCGAAUUCAGCUGGCCUCAGCACCCUUCCACCCACCUGGUGCUGUCCAGGGAGGCCCUGGUGGCAGGGCAAGUGUUGAGCCCCCGGAAUGCCAGGGGGGGAGGCCGGGGUUGUGGCACGUCCCCGGGUGUGACAAUCGCGGCAGGGAGCGCGUGGAACGCUGGUGUAAAUAAACCCCGUGUUUGGCA
Cinclus cinclus is the source of this 4377-nucleotide messenger RNA. RefSeq names its product adducin 2 (gene ADD2). The record is from RefSeq and is a predicted model, not a curated record. Gene Ontology annotation, biological process: barbed-end actin filament capping. NCBI's taxonomy places the organism in Eukaryota, Metazoa, Chordata, Aves, Passeriformes, Cinclidae. Gene Ontology annotation, cellular component: cytoskeleton; postsynaptic density; plasma membrane. The coding region runs from base 22 to 2193 and encodes 723 amino acids. The transcript is spliced from 14 exons. Gene Ontology annotation, molecular function: actin filament binding.